AUGGAAGGUCAGCCUGGGUGCAUUGGGGGGCAUUCAAUCUGGAAGAUUGAGAACAUCUUGUGGUGGAAUACAGUGUGUGAGAAACAGCACAAGAAUGAAGGAAAAAUGUAUCCGCAGACAUGUGACAGCUGUGGAUCUGUAGAAAAUGCCCAGAUCUUCUGUCGUCUGCUGCACGCACAUCUUCUGACCUUUAAAAGAGCUGUUGACGAAAUGAGGGCUUCUUUGAUAUGCAGCUCAGUAAUACUACUCAUCUUUUCUCUGUGUGGAAUUCAGUCAUCAUUGGGUAUAGACGUUCUGGAGAACACUGCUCCAAAUUCUGAUCUGUUAAAAAGGGAACGGCGAGAUGAAGAGCCACAGUAUCCAGAUGAUAGCUAUGAUUCUGGUGAGCAAGAUCGCUGGCCAACAAUGGAGGAAUUGGCGAAGUACUCAAACAAUAGAUUAUCCACCAAAAGAGGAGGAGUUUUGAACGGCCCGGCUGGUCUGUAUGAUCUUAUGUCAUCAAAACGCAGACCCGAUAGGAGGACCAUUGACAGUCUUAAAGAUGCGUAUGUGGCCAAACUUCUGAAAAGACAUCGCAUGCCCCGGAGUUCAGAGGUGACCACAAUGGAGCCAGACAAAGAUCAACCAAUCUUUGAACGACUGAUCGUGAAUGAAAGUAAUGAUGACCUAUCUGAGUGA
This is a messenger RNA of Nanorana parkeri, 678 nucleotides long. RefSeq lists its product as uncharacterized. The record is from RefSeq and is a predicted model, not a curated record. Lineage: Eukaryota; Metazoa; Chordata; Amphibia; Anura; Dicroglossidae. The transcript has 5 exons. The coding region runs from base 1 to 678 and encodes 225 amino acids.